CAACAGCAUCGCGCCGUCAGACUCGGUCAACAAAAACGGAACGAAGAGGAGAGCAGAGGUGGUUGUUACCGGGAAAAAAGGCAACAGGAGCUCAGGCUGAGCGUCGAUUAGAGUUAGUGCGUUGUUUUUAAUGAACAAACGCAACAGGUAUUUAGAAAAGCGGGCCGAUUUAUAAUGUUUAAAACUUUGUAAGCUGCGAAAGAAAAUGCGUUUCUUCAUCUACGCGAAGCUCCUCUGAAUUUACAAAUGGAUUCGGGAAAAGUUGCGCACAGAAGAAAGCUGGGAAGCCCUGUGAGCGGUCUGAGAGCACCCCAGAAGAGUCAGCACCUUCAGGGGGUCAGUGCUAAAAGUCUUGACCUCAGUAAGGUGAUUCAUCUUCUUGAAGAUCCUUUGACUACUAACUUGAAGGAAAGGCACCUUUUUGUCCUGAAGAAACUACUGAAGAGAAGCCGAAUUGGUUUCCUUUUAAAGGAGCUGAUGGGCAUUGCUAAAAUACUCAACAUCUGUGCCCAGAAGGCGACAGAUCAUCCUGAAUAUGUGCCUGUCUGUGAAGCUCUCACGAUCUGUCGGCUUCCCUUCCUGAAGGAGAAGGCGUCUGACGAGCUGACCUACGCUCAGGACAUCACGGAGUUUCUCUCUCAGAUGGGGUGUCUGAUGAGGGUGUCCGAUGCUGAAGUGAGGCAGCACGUGGUUGAAUGUGUGAAAUCGUUCUACGGCUCCAUGGCUCCCAAACAGAUGCUCGAUGGCUUCCAGCCAACCUCUCCAGGCUACAGGCUGCAGCUGCUGGAGCGCAGUGAGCUGGCUCAGACACUUCUCCUCUCCAUGACCACUCUGGAGAACCAGCCCACCAUCAAACUGCAGCUCCUUCAGACCCUUCAGAUCCUCUCCAGCGCCUCCGAUAUGAACUGUUCUUCCAUUCUGCUCGCACGAGGAGCAGAGACAGUAUGUCUCCACAUGAACGAACCCGACCCCACCGGCCAGGUCCUGUUCUGCUCCUCCGAGAUCCUCUGGAACCUGCUGGAGAGAGGCGACAAGGAGGAGGUCACCGCUCAGCUUGGCAGCCUGGAGUGUGUCCUCUCCCUGAAAGAAGCGUUUUCCCACCUGCUGCUCUCCGGCUGUGGACACUCAGACCUCCAGCUCAGAAACGAUCUGCUCAUGAUCACGACUCUCAUCGCAGAAAGUCCAGACUCUCAGCUUAUUGAGAGUUUCUUUGCCAAACAGCUCGUGGCUUUCAGCACAUUUCCAGAGCUGAAAAUUCACAACCCUUUGGUCCACAACCUGAAGCUCUCCUACAGUAAGGAAGACCUGAAAAUGAAGAAACUGCUGCUGAAUCUGCUGGUUAUUAUGUCACGGGACUUGGCCGCCCUGCAGCUUUAUAGAGAAGAACGAGUCAUGUUGGCUCUGCUGACGCUCAUGAAGCCGCCUGAUGACUCCUCGCCUGAGCUCCAGUCGGGGUCGCGUCGCUGGUCCGCUGCGCAGAGGGAGGAGCUCCAGCUGCAGGCGCUCGCCACUGUUGCUCCUCUCAUGCUGGACGAGUACAUGUCCUGUGAGGGAAACACCUGUCUGCUGCUCCUGCUGGACUGGUGCACCGGGCAAGAUUCUUACUUUGGCCACGGUCACAGCGUCCACGCCGCCAGAGGCAGAGGCAGUAAGAAGGCUCAGAUGCGGCACUGCAUCCGAGUGUUGAGGUCAAUGACAUCUCUGGGCGAGGAGACUAUAAAUCAGGACCUUUGUGAUCAGGGAACCAUCAACCAGCUUCUGGGAAUCUUGAUGCAGAUGGAAGCGGGUCCUGAUGAUGAUGAUGUCAUUGCUCUGGAGAUAAAGUCAGACAUUCAAGUGAUCCUUUCAACGCUGUGUGAGACCGAUAUGCACAGAAAGGAACUGUUCGGCUCCGAGGGAGUCGAGAUGGCAGUUCACUUCCUGAGAAAAGGCUCGGACAAGUUCUACAGCGGCCUCGGACACAACAAGCUCAUCCUCUCCACAGUGGACUGUGUGUGGUCCUGUAUUGUGGGCUGCUACACCACAGAAGAUUACUUUCUGGUUAAAGAUGGGGUGUUUCAUCUCCUCGACUUAUUCGGUACUAGCCCCAGGUGUGUACACAGCAUCGUCCUUGCCACCCUGCUAGAGUUAUGUGACAACCCGAACACCGUAUCCCGCAUCCUGACCUGGAGGGACGGCAAUGGACAGACGGCUCCCAGACUCCUGCUGCAGCUGUGGAGGGAGGAAGAGGAGGAGCUGGGCGUUCAUCGGAACAAACACGGAGGCAUCACAGAUUCUCAGAGGCCCGUCCUGACACAUUUCCAGCCUGAUGACCCUCAGCCUUCAUUUCCUGCCAACCUGCCGAGCACUGCAGUGCUGGAGAUGUCAGAGAACCUACGGUCAAAGAUUUACUCCAUCUUCUGCAAACUUGGCUUUCAGGAGCUUCCUGGAUUGUUGGCCAAAGAUUAUGUGACUCUGACCAUCAUCAGGAGAUAUCUAGACUUUAAGGUCGGUGAGGUGUGGGCCGAGAUCAGCAGGGAACUGAGUGUGGACGGCGUGAGGCCAGUUAGCCCCGAUCGGGAGGCUCUGAGCACCAUCUGUAAGACUGCAGAGGACACCGCAAGGAGGCUCAUGGAAGAACAAAACAGCAUCCUGGAGCACCAUCAGGAGGAGGACGUCAGCGAGGAGGAGCUCACAUACACAGAGAUGAAGUCUCGCUGGAAGCAAAAGGAGUUCAUUACCAAAUCAUGGGAAGAUUACGUUUCCAGGACUUCAAACUACGAGACCUUAAAGGAAGUAAAAGCACAGAGGGAAAAGUAUGCUGAAUGAUCCAGAGCUAAACCAAAGGACGAGGGCGCUGCUCUUCAUCCUGCAGAGGUCUCCCAUUAA
Molecule: messenger RNA, 2868 nt
Organism: Archocentrus centrarchus (flier cichlid)
Lineage: Eukaryota; Metazoa; Chordata; Actinopteri; Cichliformes; Cichlidae
Product: cilia- and flagella-associated protein 69-like
Biological process (GO): positive regulation of flagellated sperm motility; olfactory behavior; response to odorant
Cellular component (GO): sperm midpiece; non-motile cilium
Source: RefSeq, a predicted model, not a curated record